Messenger RNA from Osmerus eperlanus (European smelt), 1402 nucleotides. RefSeq names its product basic proline-rich protein-like. The transcript has 3 exons. The annotation marks the transcript as partial. NCBI's taxonomy places the organism in Eukaryota, Metazoa, Chordata, Actinopteri, Osmeriformes, Osmeridae. The record is from RefSeq and is a predicted model, not a curated record.
CCUGAACCGGGACCUGAACCUCAACCCGAACCUGAACCGGGACCUGAACCUGAACCUGGACCUGAACCUCAACCUCAACCCGAACCAGAACCUGAACCUGAACCGGGACCUGAACCUCAACCCGAACCGGGACCUGAACCUGAACCGGGACCUGAACCCGAACCAGAACCUGAACCUCAACCCGAACCUGAACCGGGACCUGAACCUGAACCGGGACCUGAACCUGAACCGGGACCUGAACCUCAACCUGAACCGGGACCUCAACCCGAACCAGAACCGGGACCUGAACCUGGACCUGAACCUCAACCGGGACCUGAACCUCAACCCGAACCAGAACCAGAACCUGAACCUCAACCCGAACCAGAACCCGAACCGGAACCUGAACCGGGACCUGAACCUCAACCCGAACCGGGACAACCUGAACCUGGACCUGAACCUCAACCCAAACCGGGACCUGAACCUCAACCUGAACCGGGACCUGAACCUCAACCCGAACCUGAACCUCAACCCGAACCUGAACCGGGACCUGAACCUGAACUGGGACCUGAACCUCAACCCGAACCUGAACCGGGACCUGAACCUGAACCUGGACCUGAACCUCAACCCGAACCAGAACCAGAACCGGGACCUGAACCUCAACCCGAACCGGGACCUGAACCUGAACCGGGACCUGAACCUGAACCAGAACCUGAACCUCAACCCGAACCUGAACCGGGACCUGAACCUGAACCGGGACCUGAACCUCAACCUGAACCUGAGCCUCAACCCGAACCAGAACCAGAACCUGAACCGGGACCUGAACCUCAACCCGAACCGGGACCUGAACCUCAACCUGAACCGGGACCUGAACCUCAACCCGAACCAGAACCUGAACCUCAACCCGAACCUGAACCGGAACCUGAACCUGGACCUGAACCGGGACCUGAACCUCAACCCGAACCAGAACCAGAAACUGAACCUGGACCUGAACCUCAACCUGAACCGGGACCUGAACCUAAACCAGAACCAGAACCGGCACCUGAACCCGAACCGGGACCCGAACCAGAACCUCAACCCGAACCUGAACCGGGACCUGAACCUGAACCGGGACCUGAACCUCAACCUGAACCGGGACUUGAACCUCAACCCGAACCAGAACCGGGACCUGAACCUGGACCUGGACCUGAACCUGAACCGGGACCUGAACCUCAACCUCAACCCGAACCAGAACCUGAACCGGGACCUGAACCUCAACCCGAACCAGGACCUGAACCUCAACCUGAACCUGAACCUCAACCUGAACCGGAACCGGGACCUGAACCGGAACCUCAACCGAAACCUCAACCGGAACCUCAACCCACUCCUGCAAAACCAAAAAAGAAGAAUUGUCAUAAAAAGCAUAACAAAAUAAAAUGAAAGUUCU